AUGUCGCAGUCGCAGCGAGCUCCGAGCUCGCCGUGCGACGCCACGUGGCGCAUCUCCGCCGGCGGCGGCUUCGUCCCCGCGCGGCAUGCCCGGUCGCAGUCGCCGGUGCGCGGGCGGUCCGCCACUCCCAGCAGCUGGUCAUCGUCCUCGAUGACGGACGACGGCAGCGGCGCGGUGGUGGUGGGGCCGGCGAGGGGUUCCGAGACGCCGGACACGCGCGCGCGGAUGCCGGGGCUGUCUCGGUGCGCGUCCCCGGAGGCGCGUGCCAGGAUCGGCGCCGCGUCGCCGGGCACCGCGCGGCGCGUGGCCGUGCGGCUCUACGAGAGCCUCGGCCGGCACGGGCUCCGAAGGGAGGCCGACCGCGCGUUCCGCGACGCCGUCGCCGCCGCCGACGACGAAGAUGACGCGCCGGCGGACGUCGGGGGAGGAGGAGUCGCCGGGCGGGAGCUGACGGGGAUGGCGUGCCUGCUCAAGGACGGCUUCGUCGGCUACCUCAGGGAGCUCGCCAAGAUCACGCCACCUGUUCCCAAGCAGAUCGUCAAAUUCUGUGGGAUAACAAGCUCGGCGAAGAUUGAGACAGCUGCCUUCAGCUAUGAGACCUUUGGCAACAAGCUGCUCGAAUGCUUUAUGCAACCAGUAAGAAGCCUGUCCCUGAGCAAACGAUCAGCUGAGUUUCAAAUCUUGAAAGGAAUUGAUGGCUACAUCAUGCCGGGUUCUAUGACUCUAGUCCUUGGUCCACCUGGCAGUGGAAAGAGCACCUUGCUGAAGAUACUUGCUGGUAGAGCCGCGCCAGGUGAAGAUUCUGGAUUGUCAGGCAUGGUCAUCUACAAUGAAAAGACAGUAUCUGAAGUUCAAAAUAGUCGCCUGAUUGCCUAUGUCUGUGGUCAGCUCAACAAGCACAUUCCCUUCCUCUCAGUCCGAGAAACUCUUGAGUUUGCAAGGGACUGCACGCAAGGUCUCCGGCCUGAGAAUUUCACACCACAAAUGCGAAAGUUCUUCGCCUAUGCACUCGUGGAAGGACAGGAUCCUUUCCUUGAAUAUGUCAUGCAGAUCCUUGACUUGAAGAAAAUAGAGAAUUUCCGUGUUAGUGGCAUUUCAGAUACUGACAGGGAUAAGCUGACGAUAGCCGAGCUUGCAGUGGGGACCUACUCGGUCAUGGUCUAUGACCAGCCAUUGACAGGCUCAGAUCCAGCAAUGACCUAUGAUUUGGUGAACACUAUAAGGGCUGUCUGUAGAGUCCAACAAUCAUCUGCAGUCAUGGCCCUCAAUCGCCUCUCCAACGAAGCAUUUGACCACUUUGACAGGAUAAUCCUUCUUGGAGAAGGGCAUCUGCUGUACCAAGGCCCAAGACAGGAUGCAGUCACAUACUUUGCUCAACUAGGGUAUAUGAAGCCUCCACAUGUGGAGUCCUGGGAGUUUCUCCAAGAUAUCGCUGCAGAAAAUGGCAUGCAGUACCUAUUGCCAAGGUCAAAUAUACGAGGCCUGGAGGAGCUUGUGGAAUGCUACUACUCAUCAGAUCAUUACCUGGAUGUCAUAAGAGUCAUUGGCAAGAGCAAAGAGUUCAGUACAUAUUGGGUUGAGAGCGAGCCAGGAAUCGGCUUAUCCUUGAAGAAAUCAAACAUAUUCAACUCAAAUAAUGCUGAACAUCAAGAAAUGGAAGUAGUUGUCACAAAACUUCUGAACAAAUCAAGAUAUAUUAGUGGGAUUGAAAGUUCAGGAAACAUCCAAGUUGGCGAUGUGGUGACGGGAAUUUCCAUAAAUGAAGAGCCGAUGCAGUAUCUGGCAUGCAUUCUUGGUAUAUUUGCUGGGACACUGUUCUACAAGCUUGGAGGGCAGUAUAAUCUUCAACAUAUGAACUCUGUGAGAGCUCUUGGGGACCAAAGAUUUUUCAGGACAUCCUCCUAUGUUGUUGCCCAUUGUGUCACAAAUCUGCCACAGGCUUUUAUUGAGGCACUCCUUUAUUCAGUUUGCGUAUACUUUCUAGCGGGGUUGACAAUGGAAAACAAUGGAGUAGUGUUCCUCGACUACUUAGUUCUGAUGUUUCUUGUGGCUUACUUUGGAUCAUCAAUCUUCUUCUUUCUGAGUGCAGUGGCAUCCAUUCCUGAAGUAGCAAAUGCGUUGGCAGGAAAGCCUUAUGUCCCUUAUAUGAUUCUUAUUGGUUGGACGCUACUCGCUCUGUUAAUGGCAUUGAUGUUCCUAAAUAAAAUAGAGUUUUCACAAAUCAGUCAAUCUGUACCACAGAUUAAUGAAAGGAAAUUUUCAAAGAACUACUUAUAUGAUGUGGAAGUUUAUUCAAGCUCACUUCAUGGUUAUAUAGAAGAUCCUAUUGAGUCCGGCAGAUACAAAUCUCUGGAGCCACCAAAGUUAGCAUCUAGUUCCAAAAUAGUAAUUUCUGAGGGUGAGAAUGGUAGUGUUGAGAGCUGGAGGGAAGAAUUCAGAGUUGAAGUCGAAUCAGAGCACCUGACAAUACCAGUCACACCAAUCACUUUAACAUUCUUGGAUCUAUCAUUUGCUAGGUGUGGAAAAGUAACAAAGGAAGAAGCUAUAGAUUUUGAGAAUGUCAGUGGAUAUGUGAAACCAGGAACUAUGCUAGCUCUUGUAGGGGGUGCUAAUGGAAGUGCAUCUACACUUCUGAAGUGCCUUUCAGGCAGGACACCUCCAGGUGGCAGUUUUACUGGAGAUAUCCGAGUCAAUAGCACCAAACCCUCCGCUGAUUUCUCUAGAAGUGUGGGCUAUGCUGAGCGGCUUGAUGCUCAUCAACCAUACCUCACCAUACGUGAGUCACUUCAAUUCAGUGCCAGCCUUAGACUAAAAAAUGGCAUUAGCAAAACAAGAAGGCACAUACAUGUUGAAUUAGUUCUUGACCAGCUGGGCUUGCAGUACUAUGCCAACCACUUGGUUGGUUCCUUGAGAGACGGCACUGGGAAAACAUAUGAAGUAGCAAAGAAGCUCACAAUUGCGGUUGAACUUGCAGCAAACCCAAGUAUUCUGUUCCUUGAGGAGCCUAUUUCAGGUCUUGAUUCGUCUGGAACCUCAGCAAUUUUGAGCAUCCUGUCACAGUUACCAGUUUAUGGUCAGUCAGUCAUCGCGACAGUUAGUCAUCCCAAUACCCGCGCACUUUCAUACUUCCAUCAGGUCAUCAUCCUAACUCAUGAAGGCCGUCAAGCUUACUUCGGUCCAGUAGGACUCAAUUGCCAUGAAAUACUCGGAUACUUUACUGCGAUCCCAAGGGUGCCUCCUUACAUUCAGACACAAAAUCCUAUUAGUUUCGUUAUGGGUGUAACUGGACAAGGGAUCCCAGGAAGAAGACUUGCCGUGACAGAUUUUGUGGAAGAGUUUCAAAAUAGUCAUUUGCAUGAGGUGUCCAUGAAGGUCAUUAACAACACUACAAAGAACAAAAAAUUUGCGAAAGAAAAGGACAGUAAGAUAUCCAUUAGUCGCAACUAUCCAGCAUCAUUUAUAAGGCAAAUAUGGUUGGUUUUGUUGAGGACACAGAAGUUCUUAUGGAGGAAUGUGAACUACACUUACAGCAGGUUUACUGGUUGCGUAAUGAUUGGGUUACUGAUGGGCUCACUCUAUUUCAAGAUUAAGUAUGAAGACACAUAUGGGGUGACUUCUAGAUCACUGUACAUCUACAUGCAAACUAUACUCAUCGGGGUUAUAUCUGCUAACAAUGUGAUUCCUCAAAUUGGCACUGACAGGCUCGCUUACUUCCGAGAAAUGAGGUCUAAGAUGUACCUUCCGAUAUUCUACCCAGUGUCAUGGGUGAUCAGUGAAAUCCCCUACUUCCUCAUAGCAACGCUGGCAUUCGUUGGCAUUGGCAAUGGCAUGGCAGGGAUAGCAACCGAGAGAGCCACUGAUUUGCUGGCCUAUUGGUCAGUUCUGUUCCUCUUCACUCUCUGCAUGACCUACUUUGGCAUGAUGAUCACAUUCCUAGCUCCAAGCCCGAUCCUCGCCGCGUUCCUUGUCUCCAUAAUCACGUCUCUGUGGAUCUCUGCCUCUGGCGUGGUGGUCCUCUUCUCAGACAUCAGGUUCUACAAGUGGAUGUACUGGACAAACCCGUUUCAAUACGCGAUGAGCACGCUCACGACAAUAAGCUUCUACUGCGACACAUCCUUGUGCCAGAGACAGUGCUCAUGCCCACGGCUCCCUGACGGCUCAUAUGCGUGGGACAGGAUAGCAAGCAUCAGGUCUUUGAGCCAAGAGAGGAUCGACGCGGAUGUGGUAACCUUAGCAGGGAUGUGCACCACAUUUGCGGUGCUUGCUCUCCUCUUCUUCAUCAUUCUGAAGCAUAACUCACAGCAAGCCCAUUAA
Molecule: messenger RNA, 4314 nt
Organism: Panicum hallii
Lineage: Eukaryota; Viridiplantae; Streptophyta; Magnoliopsida; Poales; Poaceae
Product: ABC transporter G family member 31-like
Exons: 11
Coding region: 1-4314 (1437 amino acids)
Cellular component (GO): membrane
Molecular function (GO): ABC-type transporter activity; ATP binding; ATP hydrolysis activity
Source: RefSeq, a predicted model, not a curated record